Molecule: messenger RNA, 3399 nt
Organism: Penicillium subrubescens
Lineage: Eukaryota; Fungi; Ascomycota; Eurotiomycetes; Eurotiales; Aspergillaceae
Product: ankyrin repeat protein
Exons: 1
Coding region: 1-3399 (1132 amino acids)
Biological process (GO): transmembrane transport; metal ion transport
Cellular component (GO): membrane
Molecular function (GO): protein binding; metal ion transmembrane transporter activity
Source: RefSeq, a predicted model, not a curated record
AUGGCCCGGACCGCCAGUAUGGCCAGCGACGGCCACGAGCGUCUGGAGCCACGACUGCUCCGGGCAGCCGAGAACGACGACAUCGAAGCCCUCCGCACGGUGAUCGCACUGGCCCGCGAGUACAACCAACUCAGCGAAAACUUCCUGCGAGUGGCCGUUAUGCGCAGCGCGGAGCGAGGAUCUGUCGCCGCGACCGAGUUUCUCCUGCAACUCGGCGCAAAGACAGACGUCACGGGGAAUCGACUGUCGCCGCUGCUCCGCGCCGUCGAGCGCGACCACUACCAGAUCGUGCGUCUGUUGCUGGACCACGGCGCCUCGCCGGAUACCACAGAUAAGGAGGGACGGACAGCGCUGAUGACAGCGGCGUGGAAGAACCAUGCCGACAUCCUGCAGCUGCUUAUUAUGCGCGGGGCAAAUGUGAAUGCGAGAGACCAUCGGAAGCGCAAUGUGCUGCAUAAUCUGGCGGCGGAUAAGGAGUGUCGGUGGGGAUGGGGCGAUGAGAUUGUCAAGUUGCUUUUGAGGACGGAUUGUCUGGUCGACGGGAUUGACGGGCAGGAUGAGCUAGGGAGGACGCCGUUGCAUUGGGCUUGUGCUCAGGGUAAUUGGAAGCUUGCGGAGCUAUUGUUGAAUAGACCCGAUGGUCCCAAGGCGGAUAUCGAUGCCGCCGAGCUGAGAGGGAAGACGGCGUUGCAUAUUGCGACUGCGCAUGAUAGGGCGGAUAUCGUUCAAUUACUCUUGCAGCAUGAGGCUGCGGUCAAUGCUUGCAGUGAUGGUGGAUGGACGCCGCUCCAUAAUGCCUGCGAGCGAGGGUCCGAGGCAAUCGUUCGCAUCUUAUUGCGUGCUGGCGCACAUAUCAAUAGUCAGCUCUUGAACGGCGUGACCCCUUUGCAUCUUUCAGCGCAAGGUGGUCAUACCGAGGUUGUCAAGUGUCUGUUGGAACGGCCGGAUUUGAAACGUCGAGUGCGCGAUAAUUUUGGCAGCACCCCUUUCUUGCGAGCGGCGCAGUUCAAGCGUAAAGAUAUUGUUCUGCUCCUCGCGCCCUUCAACAAUGUUGACUCCCUGUCCGAUGAUGUGAAAGAUGCCUGUGCGGCCUUUGAUGCCACCGUUGUUGACUUUGGCAAUUUCCACAAUGAGAAUCGCGUGAAGCGAAUGUCGGUCUUCAAUCUGCUUUAUGGUCGAGAUCCAGAGAAUCCUCGCAAGCAAGCCGUGACUACCGUGCCAGCAGAUAGUCGUGCGACUGAAUUUCGCUGGAUCCAUCUGCCAGCAAAUAACAUGGCGUGGGUCGAGGCUCUUCUCACCAAGUCAUUCAUAGAAGAAGGUGCGCAUGAUGUCGAUGGCUUCAAGGGUCUCGAGAAAUCAUUCAACUAUCAGCACCGCGGGCAAAAGAUCCACUCGCACUUCAUGCGGCCUUUGUGCCAGCAUACGCCGCGUUCAUUUGAACGGCGAGAAGAGGAGAAAAUCGAAAGGCAGCAGUCAGAUCCUGCACCAUCAAUCAUGACAGACACCAGCUCCACGUACCGAAAACAGAAGGGACCCAGCAGUAAACUCGACCGAGUGGAGUCCCAUAAUUCGCAUGACGAAAGUAGCGGAGGGGCUGCGAAGAAAAACAAACAGAAGAAGCCCGGCAAAACGGGAAGCAACCCAGGAACCCCCAAAUCCGAGGUCAAAAGCAAAUCGCCAUGGGGUCCGACGGAGAAACAAGCACGCUCAUCUUUUCAUUCAUCGUCUCUCUGCCGGGAUCCUCAAGCUAGCCAUAACCCAGCGUGCAAUGUCUGCGUGUACAUGCCGUAUUUGCAUUUUGAGACUGCGGAGCGCAGACAGAAGAUGCAAGACGCGAUUCAGCGAGCUGAGACGUUGUGUUUCCAGCCCAGUGGUAUGAAGCGAGUUCGUACGCGCGAUGAGAUGCUGAUUGAUGCGCAUCUGUCCUCGUCGACUACCUCUCUGCACGUCCGUCGAACCCUAGAUCAGUUCUUCUAUCCAAAUAUCGAUACCCAGAGCCGUGAUCAGGAUCAAGUGGUAUAUCGCUAUCAGACCAAGGGUCCUGGACGUGACGGGCCAGGCACAGAUCCGAAAAUCUUCAUGGUUGAUCAACUUUGGAUGUGGGUUCUUGGAGCUAACCUCAUCGUGACCAGUUUCCCGCAGCGAUGGGACCAGCCGAAGAAUGACCCUCUUAAUGUGCUGGAUGGAAUCAUCGAGGAUAUCAACUCCAAGACUCGAGACCCCGUUAGGUCGGUGUAUGACCUCGCUAUUAUCAUUACCAACCGGUGCUCGGGUGUCUUUGAUCGCCACCGUCUUGGAGACGACGAGUAUCAGUUCUUGGAUAUGUUUGAGUCCUCAAUCGGUAUCGCCACGGAUCGAGAGACGCUGCUCUUCAACCGCUUCAAUCAUGCCUCCGUGCAAGCAUCUGCCUGGUUGAAGAGCCACCGAAAACUGAAUCCUUUGUCGCGCAGCUCAGCCCGAUCAAUAUCUGGUCGUGACGCAGCGGAAGAGGUCAAUCUAUCUGAUGAUGAAGACUAUUAUGACGAUGGCCAACCGCUGUUCGUUGACCGUCUGCUGGAUAUCGGUGAAGAAACCGACUUGCUAGCGGAGACGAAAGAUAUUCGAGAUGAAUUGAACAUGAUCCGCACUGUCCUGGAGCACCAGAAACAUGUCCUAGUCGACUUCCAGGAUGUUAUCUGCUCAAUCUACCUGGCACAGCAAACCUCCCAAGUCGAUGUCAAGAAGCGCUUCAAAGACCAACAACGCAUGAUCGACAUGCAUCUGAAAGAUAUCGAUCGUAUGGACAAACAAGCCGAGCGUAUCUACCACUCCAUCACGGAUCUACUUGACCUCAAGCAAAAACAUGCCAACGCCUUUGAAGCCCGUUUCGCUCGUGACCAAGCAGCGGGUACGACCCGGCAGAGCAAAACAAUUAUGGUCUUCACCAUUGUCACCAUUAUUUUCUUACCACUGUCCUUCAUCACGUCAAUUUUCACUAUCAACAUGAAAGAGUUCGAAAAUUUGAAUCUGGGAUAUGUUGCUCGAUAUACUUUCGGCAUUGGAUUCGCCAUUUCAAUCCCUCUUAUUUUGGUCGCGCUGUCUGUGGACGACAUUGGAGAUUUCUUCCGAUCGGGAACACUCCGCAGUCGACAUUGGCUGUUUCGGAAAGAUAAACCUGUCACUGCAGCUGACCGUGGCGAAGGCCAACUCAAGGCUCUUGAAAUUGAAAAGAUUAUCAGUUUGGCUCGAACACGGAGAAGUGGGGAGCUAGACUAUGGGCCAAGCCUGCUGCCUGUUUCUACUCGAGGCUCGGCGGCUGCUCGACCCCCGCCUGACCUUUAUGCCAAUGGGCUGGGAACUGGUCUGGUGCGAAAAAGUUACGAAGUCCGCCGAAGUGUGGAAUACAGACCUUAUACAUGA